Canariomyces notabilis is the source of this 1049-nucleotide messenger RNA. Its product is annotated as proteasome-domain-containing protein. Gene Ontology annotation, biological process: proteasomal protein catabolic process. The transcript is spliced from 4 exons. Gene Ontology annotation, cellular component: proteasome core complex, beta-subunit complex; proteasome core complex; cytosol. The record is from RefSeq and is a predicted model, not a curated record. Bases 215 to 826 code for a protein of 203 amino acids. Lineage: Eukaryota; Fungi; Ascomycota; Sordariomycetes; Sordariales; Chaetomiaceae.
GGCUUGGGCAAGGCCCGGGCUGUGGUGGAGCAUCGACUGGCAAGCCCGGGACGUUGCGGCUGGAGUGGGGUGGUGGAGUCUGUGCUUCAUUCCGUCAGGCUGGAGCUUCAAUGCGCGUUCGCUUUCCUGCCUAGCUCUACAAGAGGAACGCAAGCUGGAAGGGAGCUUGCCAACUACACAACAACGACCACAACACUCGCCUGAAUAAGACAAUAUGGAAGUUCUACUCGGCAUCACAGGCAAGGACUUCACCUUGAUCGCUGCAUCCAAGGCCGCGAUGCGAGGGGCUACCAUCCUUAAGGCAUCCGACGACAAGACAAGGCAGUUGAACAAGCACACAUUGAUGGCCUUCUCUGGCGAGGCUGGCGACACAGUGCAAUUCGCCGAAUAUAUCCAAGCCAACUCCCAGCUUUACUCUAUGCGCAACGAGACCGACCUUUCGCCGUCAGCGCUGGCGCACUUUGUUCGCGGUGAACUUGCAUCGAGUCUGCGGUCGCGAAAGCCCUACAAUGUCAACCUUCUUCUCGGCGGCGUCGACCCCAUCACACACAAGCCCAGCUUGUACUGGCUGGACUAUCUCGCAUCAUUGGCGCCGGUGCCUUACGCAGCCCACGGCUAUGCCCAAUACUACUGCCUCUCGAUUCUUGACAAACAUCACCACCCCGACAUAACUCUCGAGCAGGGCCUGAAGCUCCUUGACCUCUGCACGGACGAGCUCAAGAGAAGGUUACCAAUAGACUUCAAGGGUAUGGUGGUCAAGGUGGUGACUAAGGACGGGAUUGAAGAAAAACCGUUUGACGACGACAAGGUGGUCAAGAGCGCUUGAGUUAAAGGGUGCGAGGAGUCCCACAAGGGUUAAACUGUGUAUAAUACCUAUUCAGGCGAUUUGUGCACUCAAUGAGAUGAUGGGUUUCUUUCAGGUAUCACAUUCUCCUUUGAGCCCGGUCAUACCCCUAAACCCCUUUGUGCCUCAGUUUCAGUUCCUGAACUGUUACACCAACACAACUCGAGGUCGAUCAUACUCUGUUGCUCCAGUUGGAACCCUACGG